UUUGAUUCAAAUUACUAUUAACGAUAGUAAAAUUUAAACAAUUUCUUAUAAUGUAGGGGCGAUUUUGACCUUUUCCGAAUAGGAAAAAAAAAUAGUAUUAUUUUCAAUUUCCAAAAACUAGGGUUUUGAGAUCCAUUUUUUGUUGGUCAGAGCAGGAAGCGAUCGCAUCGGAAAAGGGUAAGAAAAUGCUUCUGGCGGUGCUAUUCGCCAAUUCCGAGGGCAACAUCCUCGUCGAACGAUUUAAUGGAGUGCCUGCAGAGGAACGACUGCAUUGGCGGUCUUUCUUAGUUAAGCUGGGUUCGGAGAAUCUCAAAGGGGUCAAGAAUGAAGAACUCCUUGUUGCUUGCCACAAGUCUGUUUACAUCGUAUAUACAAAACUUGGAGAUGUAAGCAUUUAUGUCGUCGGGAAGGAUGAAUAUGAUGAACUUUCUUUGUCUGAAGCAAUCUUUGUUAUAACAUCUGCUCUCAAGGAUGUAUGUGGGAAACCUCCAACAGAGAGGCUUUUCCUGGACAAGUAUGGAAAGAUUUGCUUGUGCUUGGAUGAGAUUGUGUGGACGGGUUUACUGGAGAACAUCGACAAAGAUAGAAUCAAGAGACUAGUUAGGUUGAAACCACCAACUGAUUUCUGAGAGAUAUUUGUAGUCUAUGUUUACUCAAAGCUUCCCCUACCCUACUUAUGGAUUCACACUGGGUAUGUCGCUGUCUCUAGCAGCACAAUGUAUGCCAAGUCACAGUUAUUAUCUUUCAGUUUCUACUGCAUUGUUGUUGGUUAACAAUGACCGUAAAUUGUAUUACUCAUUUUAGUACUAUUAUUUGUUUUCACUUGCCUA
Molecule: messenger RNA, 830 nt
Organism: Solanum dulcamara
Lineage: Eukaryota; Viridiplantae; Streptophyta; Magnoliopsida; Solanales; Solanaceae
Exons: 5
Coding region: 186-629 (147 amino acids)
Biological process (GO): intra-Golgi vesicle-mediated transport; intracellular protein transport; retrograde vesicle-mediated transport, Golgi to endoplasmic reticulum
Cellular component (GO): COPI vesicle coat
Source: RefSeq, a predicted model, not a curated record